This is a messenger RNA of Diprion similis, 3520 nucleotides long. RefSeq names its product protein bicaudal D (gene BicD). Gene Ontology annotation, molecular function: dynein complex binding; cytoskeletal adaptor activity; dynactin binding. NCBI's taxonomy places the organism in Eukaryota, Metazoa, Arthropoda, Insecta, Hymenoptera, Diprionidae. Gene Ontology annotation, cellular component: cytosol; Golgi apparatus. Bases 345 to 2654 code for a protein of 769 amino acids. The record is from RefSeq and is a predicted model, not a curated record. Gene Ontology annotation, biological process: microtubule anchoring at microtubule organizing center; protein localization to organelle; regulation of microtubule cytoskeleton organization. The transcript is spliced from 8 exons.
UCCGCCGUCGUCGUCGUCGGCAGUGAAAUUUUCAUAAUCAAAGCGCAAAGUGGCGCAAAGCGAGGGCUGGUCUGCAGGUGUUGAAUCGAAGUUAGCCCGCUGACCGCUGUCAAACGGCUGACGGUUCGCCGAUGAUAAAGUCAAAUUGAUAAUAAACAUACGCGAGUGACGACGACGACGACGAAUCGAGCCGAUUCGAGCGGGAUAUAUGACAAGAUAAUGACCUCGCGGUCGGGCACUGCUGUUUGUUUAGAAUUAAUAACGCUCGGUUGCAGUUUGCGGUAACGGUUAAACACGACGAUUCUCGAUCGGAGAGGUGAUCAGCAGUUUAUAUUCACGCCGAAAUGGCUGCCGCUGACGGAGCCACGGCCGACGAACUCAGGGCCGAAAUCGAGAGGCUAUCGAGGGAACUUGAUCUCGCCUCAACCGAGAAGAUACAAUCGGCCCAGUACGGACUCGCCCUUCUUGAGGAGAAAUCAACCCUGCAGCAGAGGUGCGACAACCUCGAAACCCUCUAUGAAAACGCCAGGCAUGAUCUCGAGAUUACGCAAGAGGCUCUCGCAAAAUUCCACACAACAACAAAGUUAACUACAAAAAGUGGCAUCGAACAGGAAGAAAGUCUUCUCAGUGAAAGCGCAGCCCGAGAAACAUCUCUACAGGUUCAGAUACUUGAAUUGGAAAAUGAAACGAAAUUGUUGCGACAUGAGUUGGAGCGCGUUCAAGCUGAGCGAGAUCAUUCGCUGCAAGAACGCGAAGACGAGAGCAAGGAUUACCAUCAUGCGGAAUCUGAGAGAAAACAGCUCCGCGGAGAGCUCAAAGAGUGUAAAUUCAGGGAGGCGAGACUUCUCCAGGAUUAUUCGGAGCUGGAGGAGGAAAACAUAUCCCUGCAAAAGCAGGUCUCGGUUCUAAGAUCGAGUCAGGUUGAAUUUGAAGGUGCUAAACACGAGAUAAGGAGGCUCACGGAGGACGUCGACUUGCUGAACAGCCAAGUGGAGGAACUGACGAGUUUGAAAAAAAUUGCUGAAAAACAGAUGGAGGAUGCACUGGAAUCCUUACAGGCUGAGCGCGAAGCAAAAUAUGCCUUGAAAAAAGAACUGGAUCAACGCAUUAACAGCGAAUCGAUCUAUAACCUUAGUAACUUGGCAUAUUCCAUCAGAGGUAUCACCGAUGAUCAAGCUAUGUGCAGCGACGGUGAAGACGACUCUCCUGCCUUGAGGAGAAUCGUCGCAGACUUGAAACAAGAACCUGGUACACCAGUAGAUGGAAAGCAGGUCGAUUUGUUCUCAGAGAUUCAUCUUAACGAGCUUAAGAAGCUGGAGAAACAACUUGAGCAAGCCGAAAGCGACAAGGCACUGCUUACUCAGAAUUUAAGGGAGUCUCAAGCCGCUGUCGAGAAAAGCCAAGGGGAACUGCAGUCCUUCGUUGCCAGGAUUGUCCAUCUCGCUGCACAUGUACAAUCUCUGCAUCACCUUCACUCUAAAUUGCCGAAGACGCAGAACGAGGAAACUGCAUUGGAUAAAAUGACUCAGGCGAUAGUGCAAUAUCAUCAAUGGAGCACGAUGUCUGCACGCGAGGUAGAGCAACUUCAAAAAGAUUUGGCCGAUCUAGAAAAGGGUCUGACUAUGUCGGAUUCCACUCAGCAGCUCAGAUCAGAGCUUACUAAUCUUAAAAAUAAGAUUCCUCCGUCAGAGCAGAGUCUCCGAAAAAAGCUUUUAGACACCGAACACAAGAGUUUGGAGUUACAAUCCGAUAUUUCAAUCCUUUCCGAACUGGCGGCUGAUGCAGGAAGCUCCCUCGAUUCGGCUCAAAAUGAUCUUCAAACCAUUUCUGACGAGUUGGCUCAAUUGUAUCAUCAUGUAUGUACCGUCAAUGGCGAAACACCAUCCAGAGUUCUUCUUGACCAUGAGAAGAUCGUUCCUGAGAAGGAAAAUGCCAAGAUUGAACUCUUGAGAGCACGUUUGAAGACAGAUGUUAAAAUCAGAGAUUUGGAAAGCCUUAGCGAGGCUAAGGAAAUUGGUAAACAUAUCGAGACUGUUGGGGACCAAAUCAAACAUCUCAAAAAUGCUGUCGAACACACAAUCGAGCUUUCGAAAAUCAAGGGAAUGAGAGUGAAUAUGACGGAAGCCAAUGAUAGUAAAGAAGAAAUUACCGAUCUUCAAGAACAAGUGAUUAAGUUGAAGGCACUUUUGUCAACGAAACGUGAACAGGUUGCGACACUUCGCACCGUUCUGAAGUCCAACAAAAAUACAGCUGAAGUUGCUCUUACAAACUUGAAGAGCAAGUACGAGAAUGAGAAGAGUAUCGUCAGCGAGACAAUGAUGAAACUGAGAAACGAACUCCGACUCCUCAAAGAAGACGCUGCUACAUUUUCAAGUUUACGAGCGAUGUUUGCUGCGAGGUGCGAAGAGUACGUCACUCAAGUGGAUGAAUUGGAGCGUCAGCUGGCAGCUGAUCAGGAUGAAAAGAAGACGCUGAAUCAACUGUUGCGGCUCGCCGUACAGCAAAAAUUGGGUCUUACUCAAAGACUGGAAGAGUUAGAGGUAGACAGAGAGAUGCGCAAUGCCAGAAGACACGCGAUCGGCGGAAAUGGACGUGGCAAGACACGUUUUCCACCUCCGGCGAACCGCACCCAUCAGAGUAGAGAUUUUUUCUAGAAAAUGAGAAAAAUGUGGAGUAAGAUAUUUUGAGAGGUAAUUAAAUUCUGAAAUUUUAUUUUCAUUCUCGACGAACUUUAUCCCUUUUUUUUUUUUUUUUUUUUUUUUUCUUACAAAGCGGAGAUUAACUUUAUUGCAAACAUAUUUCUGCAUCGUUUGACGAACGUUUUAUCUGUGCUAUUGUUGUUUACAAUAGAUAAACAGAAAUAUACACGUCGAGUUGUCGUAUGUUUGUUUGAUAGUGAAGACAUUUUAGAUUUCAAAUGUUGCCAGAGAAAUAUUACGACUUUUUUUUUCUUGUACAAUAUGUAAUAUUUACAUGAGAGAAAGUGUAUCGUCAAACUUCAUUGAAAUAUGGGAAGAAUAGAGAAUUAUCUCCGCUUUGUAAAGUUCUCGAGCGAAAAUAUAUCUUAGGAUUUUUACUUUCCUCUUCAUUGUAUCUGCUCCAUAUUAUUCGGUCCAAUUUACACGUACGUCUUAAUUCGAUGUACUCGAUGCUAUUUUUGCGUCGCGCUGCGAAUAACACUUUUUAUAAAGGGACAACAACAUUUAGUAGGUGAAAGACCUCCGCGUUGUGUGAAUCUAGGAAGAAGUAAAGAGGAGAAAAGAGAUUAAAGAGGAAAAGCAAACGCGCAGAAAAUAUACAUCCUGAUUAUGCCUCUGAUCUUUCAUUAAAAAGUAAACCUUUUACCGGAACUCAUAUUUCGAAAUUAUACACUCCUCUAAUCUAAUUACUGAACCAAAAUUCUGUUAUUUAUUCUCGUAGUUUGUUGUUAUAAUUUUUUUUAUUUUGUUCUUAUACACACUUUUACAAAUUGACAAACGUUCGUUUCUUCUUCUUCUUCACGGAAGAGUUCAAACAGCAA